CACACAAUGAGACGGGUGGUUCCCACAUGUGGUUGAAAUGCUGGCAGUGCUUGCCUGUUUGUAUUUGCAACUUGUUGUGGUUCUUGGACAGAAUGCAUGUGGAUACUACGAUGUUACAGACGCUCUGGGCAUCUUCAAUGAAUCUCCAACUCUCAUGUAUGUACGCCCUGUCAAAAACUGGAAGGAGACAUCGUUUGUGGCAAUAGAUGUGAUCUUCAGAGCAAUCCUAGACAUGGAUGAAAAGUUACAGACUCUUACAACAUUGAUGGACUUUGAAAUGAUAUGGCAAAAUCAGCUUCUCUCCUGGGAUCCACAAGAGUUCUGUGGGAUCAAGCGAGUUCCCAUCCCUGUAGCUUCAGUCUGGACCCCCGACAUAUAUGUCUCCGAAACAACACAGGACGAUUCUCUUGAUUCAAUCUACUUGCUGCUCUACCACAAUGGCAGCGUCCAGAGGUUUAAAACCUUGCGUUUAGUGACUACCUGCUCCUUGGACCUCUACAAGUUCCCAUUCGAUUCACAGAAGUGCAACUUAACUUUUGGGAUGACUGUAGCUCCAGCUACCGAUGUGGUUAUGGCUCCCACAACCAAUGCUAACAAUGUCACGGAUUUGUCUAAAAUAAUGUUUUCGAAUGGAGAAUGGUCUCUGCAGGAUAUAGAUAUUUUUGUUGCCAAUGUCUCCAGACGAGGGGAGGAGUGGAGCAAUGUGAUUUAUCAGAUCCACGUAAAAAGGGCUCCCAUUCUGUACGUCAUUAACCUCAUUAUCCCGGCAUGCCUUCUCGUUUUUGUGGAUGUUGCAAGUAUGUUCAUACCAAUGGAGGGAGGAGAACGUCUAGGAUUCAAGAUAACGGUUGUGCUUGGAUUCUCUGUGCUCCUGCUUAUCCUGAAUGACUUCUUGCCCAACACCGACAAUCCACCUAUUUUAGGUGUCUUCUGUAUGGUUUGCCUGCUCAUUAUGAUCAUCAGCAUCAUGGACUCCAUCUUCAUCUCAUAUAUGCUUUAUCUGUCUACCGUACGAAGUAGUGUACCUAACUGGCUAAGACUCUGGGUUCUCAAACGCUUGGCAUUUGUUCUUUGCAUUGAAACAAAUGUGCAUAUUGUGGACUCCAAAACUGUUGGUGUCCAGAAUAAAGGAAUGCUUGAACAAGAAGCUGUUCUCCAAGAAGUACAGACAGGAAAUCCAACAGGCAAGGACAAGGACAACCCUGAGAGCAAACUGCUGAAAAGGAUACUACUGGAACUGCUCAUGGUCCGUAGACAUCUGAUAGCCACCAAAAAUGAGGAGGAAUCAAAGUCAGAAUGGAAAGUGGUAGCUUUUGUGCUCGACAGAUUCAUUCUCAUCCUUUAUCUGUUGAUUGUAACGCUGAUCAUGGUGGUGGUGGUAGUCGUGUGGGCCUUCUAAGAACAUUUCUAGGUGUGGAGGUCCAUAUUCAUUAUGUGAGAUGAACAUUGUAACCUGUGAACAAGACAGAGAACAACAA
Molecule: messenger RNA, 1478 nt
Organism: Spea bombifrons (plains spadefoot toad)
Lineage: Eukaryota; Metazoa; Chordata; Amphibia; Anura; Pelobatidae
Product: 5-hydroxytryptamine receptor 3A-like
Exons: 9
Coding region: 38-1399 (453 amino acids)
Biological process (GO): chemical synaptic transmission; regulation of membrane potential; signal transduction
Cellular component (GO): synapse; neuron projection; membrane
Molecular function (GO): extracellular ligand-gated monoatomic ion channel activity; neurotransmitter receptor activity; transmembrane signaling receptor activity
Source: RefSeq, a predicted model, not a curated record